Messenger RNA from Marmota monax (woodchuck), 2082 nucleotides. RefSeq names its product prokineticin 1 (gene Prok1). The coding region runs from base 768 to 1085 and encodes 105 amino acids. The transcript has 3 exons. NCBI's taxonomy places the organism in Eukaryota, Metazoa, Chordata, Mammalia, Rodentia, Sciuridae. The record is from RefSeq and is a predicted model, not a curated record.
GCAUGGGACCUGUGGGGUUGCUGAUUAAAUCUGCCUUUGGCUCCUGCACCAGGGUGUUUGCUGGUGUUCAUCCUGAGCCCAGUAGAAAGCAGACAGUUAGGUGUCCCACCUGGGAGUGCAACCCCACAAAUCUGGACUUGUUUUCUCACUGUCUAAUGUCUCUUUAUUGGAAUUUUCACCUUUCGAGGACCAGGGACAGCACCUUCCCCACUUGUAACUUUUUUAGCUACCUCCGUGUUGAUCCCCUGGUAAAUGCCCAGAUAAUUCUUGUUGGGCUGAGUGGGAGGGAAUCAAUAACACUCCGUGUUUCACGGUUUGGGGCAGGAAAGGAUAAAUGGUGAUGUUGCAAAUCCCUUAAUUCAUUACCAAGCCUCUCUCUGCCCCAAGCAGCAUAGAAGGACACCCAGAGGCAGAAAAGAAUAUCAAGAGCAAUGGCACAUAGCUUUCUGAAGCUCUGCAUUCCUGGAAGAGUUAGAGCGACUGUCAAAGCCCUCGACGUAUCCAUUUUUAUUAGUUUUUGUGGUGAUUUGAUGUUGUUAGGGAUUCAGCUCUCAUCUUCGCCUCUGAGAUCAUCUGAAUAACGCCGGGAAUAGGGAAGGCAAGAACAGAGAUGAGGCAGCCACAGGCAGCCCUGGACCCGACCAUAUAAAUCUAGGAGGAGGGUGGGGCAGGAGAGCCUGGGCUUCCCAGUUUGCUGGGCACGAGGCUGAGCCGGGGAAGCAGGAGGCAUUGGAGAAGACCGUGUUUUGCCUUCACUCCAGGUGGCCAUGACAGGUGCCAUGAAAGUCUCAAUCAUGCUCCUCCUAGUAACUGUGUCCGACUGUGCGGUGAUCACUGGGGCCUGUGAGUGGGAUCUCCAAUGUGGAGCACGCACCUGCUGUGCCAUCAGCCUGUGGCUGCGGGGGCUGCGGAUAUGUACCCCACUGGGACAGGAAGGAGAAACGUGCCACCCCAGCAGCCACAAGGUCCCCUUCUUCCGGAAACGCCAGCACCACACCUGUCCCUGCUCACCCAACCUGCUGUGCUCCAGGUUCCUGGAUGGAAGAUACCGCUGCUCCACGGACUUGAAGAACAUCAAUUUUUAGGAGCUUGUCCAGGCUCAGACACCCACCAGGCUUCCUCCCGAGUCCAGCCUGGGGUCACCUCUUCUGGAUUGUUAUUUCUACCGUGCAGCCUGCUCCCCGCAAUCCCUCAGUCCUAUACUGCCCAUCUGGAUCUUUCCCGUCUGGUAUACCAGAGGGCACAUGGACCAGCGACCUUCACUAUGGCACAGUUGGGUCAGCCUGUGGUUGCUGGCCCUGAGAGGUGGCCAGCCAGCUUCUCUCCCCUGUUCAACCUUCCUGAGAGGCUGUGAGCUGUGGAGAGGACAUUGUCCUCCUCCCUGACAUUCCCCAGCACAGGCCCCUGGGCGCAUUGCCCUUGGCCCUCCGCCCUAUCAUGUGAGGUCUGGGAGGCCAACCUGAGCAUGGUUCCUUCUCUUCUGGUGGAGUAACUCCUGAUUUUUAGACCACAGGCCCAAGGCCAGCUCUUCCCAGAAGGCACAAGGCAGUCACCUGGAGUAGGGUGUGGGACGCCAGGUUAGUCAGGCAAGCCAACUUCCUCAUAACUCUAGUCCUGUGACCUUGGGCCUGCAAAGUCCCUAAAGGCCUUCCUAACACUUCACCAGUUACCAGAGAGCUCCAGCCCCCAGGGUUUCACCAUUACAAUGAAAAUGGUGGGGCCUAAUCUCAUUUUUUUUUUAAAGAGAGAGAGAGAGAGACAGAGAAAGAGAAUUUUUUAAUAUUUAUUUAUUUAUUUUUAGUUUUUGGUGGACACAACAUCUUUGUUUGUAUGUGGUGCUGAGGAUCGAACCCGGGCUGCACGCAUGCCAGGCGAGCACACUACCCUACCGCUUGAGCCACAUCCCCAGCCCCUAAUCUCAUUUGAUGUGGACAAUUUAGAAGGGGAUUAGGGAGUUUCCUUACACAACCCUUUUCCAAGGAUCAGUUCCUGUGAGCAAAUCUGCAACCGUGAGGCAGGUCCUCCCCUGCCUCGUUAUGGAGGAGCAGGGCCCUCAGGCUGCCAAUAAAAGAAGGAACCAAA